Messenger RNA from Aedes aegypti (yellow fever mosquito), 1709 nucleotides. RefSeq names its product probable cytochrome P450 6a13. Gene Ontology annotation, molecular function: monooxygenase activity; iron ion binding; oxidoreductase activity, acting on paired donors, with incorporation or reduction of molecular oxygen. The record is from RefSeq and is a predicted model, not a curated record. The coding region runs from base 53 to 1621 and encodes 522 amino acids. NCBI's taxonomy places the organism in Eukaryota, Metazoa, Arthropoda, Insecta, Diptera, Culicidae. The transcript has 2 exons.
AAUAACACGUACCGAACUUUUGAGCAUUUUUCGUGAUCACUUCUGUUCAAAAAUGUGGCUGAAUUUACUUGUCAUGGUUUUCGCUUUAUCGGUGAUUCUCGUACGGAGACGCUAUUCCUAUUGGAAACGCAUAGGCGUUCCCUUCAUCCAACCGCGAUUCCCGUUGGGAAGCAUAGGAAGCAUUGGCACACGGAUUCAUUCUUCUCAACUGUUGGCGCAAUUUUACCAACAGCUCAAAGGAUCGCACCCGUUCGCUGGAAUAUUCUACUUUCUGCAACCCGUGGCGUUGGCACUGGACUUGGAAUUUGUGAAAAAUGUAAUGGUUCGGGAUUUCCAGUACUUCCACGAUCGUGGACUGUAUUACAACGAAAAGGAUGACCCUUUGUCGAGUCAUCUGUUCAACAUCGAGGGAACCAAAUGGACGACUCUGCGAAGGAAGCUGGUGCCAACGUUUUCUUCCGGGAAACUUAAGAUGAUGUGCCCAACUGUGGUGAGUGUGGCGGAUCGCUUCAAAAUGUGCAUCGAAAAGUCUAUCGCCAAGGAGGAGGCUAUCGAAAUGCGAGAAUUGUUGGCGCGUUUCACCACUGAUGUGAUCGGAAGCUGCGCGUUUGGUAUAGAAUGCAACAGUUUGGAGAAUCCCGAUGAUAAGUUCAGAAAAAUGGGCGAAAAGGUGUUCGAUGUCUCGCCGUUUGCAAUUCUUGCGUUCUUCUUCCUAUCCACUUUUAAAGAUUUGGCUAGAAAGUGUCGCAUAUCGAUUACGGACUCGGAAGUGGCAGCGUUCUUUUCAACUAUCGUUCAGAAGACUAUCACUUAUCGUGAAAAGAAUAACGUCCAGAGAAAUGACUUUAUGAACUUGCUGAUGCAAAUGAUGAAGAAGAACAAAGAGGAUGAAUCUGAAGAAAAUUCGGUGACACUGACAUUGGAUGAGGUGGUGGCACAAUCGUACGUGUUCUUCUUGGGAGGAUUUGAAACAUCGAGAACUACAAUGUCGUAUUGUUUGUACGAGCUUUCGUUGAAUCAGGAGGUUCAGAACCGAGCAAGGAAAUGCAUUCAGAGUGCGGUUGCAAAGCACGACGGUCUGAAUUACGAAGCUUUGAUGGAUAUGCCUUAUUUGGAACAAUGCAUCAAUGAAUCGCUGAGAAAGUAUCCACCCAUAUCGAAUGCGCUCAGAAGUACGACCAAGGACUACGCCGUUCCGGGAACGGAAGUAAUCCUGAAAAAGGGAACCGACGUCAUCGUACCGAUCUACGCCAUCCAUCACGAUCCGGAAUACUAUCCAGAUCCGGAACUUUUCGACCCGGAUCGGUUCAGCGCCGAUCAGUGCGCCAAGCGGAAACCGUUCACUUUUAUGCCAUUUGGUGAAGGACCUCGGAUGUGUGUGGCCUCCCGGUUUGGAAUGAUGGAAACCAAGAUAGGAUUGGCCGCCAUGCUGAUGAGUUUCAGGUUCUCGAAGUGCGAGAAAUCAAUCGUUCCGUUGAAGAUUUCCCCUAACCACCUGAUGUUGACUCCUGCCGGGGGAUUGUGGUUGAAAGUGGAACAGUUGGAAAGCGAUGAAACGGAGAUGGGAUUUUCAAAGUUGAUCAGCGACGAAAGGGUAAAUCGUUUGGGGUAUUCUAUGUAAUUGAAAUUGUAAAUAUACAAUAAGUAUGUAACUAGUUGUGUGAAGGAACUAAAGAAAUCAUCUUCAUUGUCUAUGCCCUAUUUCGAUC